This is a messenger RNA of Brienomyrus brachyistius, 3068 nucleotides long. RefSeq lists its product as uncharacterized. The record is from RefSeq and is a predicted model, not a curated record. Lineage: Eukaryota; Metazoa; Chordata; Actinopteri; Osteoglossiformes; Mormyridae. The transcript has 14 exons. The coding region runs from base 28 to 1896 and encodes 622 amino acids.
UCACAGCUGGACUGGGCUUCGGGUCGCAUGGUACCCCUGGCAGGGACGAUGGAGGAUGCCAAUGGAGGAGGUCUGGUUCCCAUUCGAAUUGGCUCUCGGACCGUGGACCCUGACAGCGGUGCCGUGGGGCCUGUGGUGGGGGCUCGUUUCGACUCACUGAGAAAAUCCGUCGUUCCCAUUACUGCAUCUGACAGGCUGGCUGAAGGGAGGAAAGACACGGUGCUGAUGGACAUUCUGCAAAGAGAGUGUUCUUUGAGGAGCACAUUCUGGGUGCAGCAGGGACAGCAGGAAGAAGAGCUGCUCAGAGACCUUGACAGAUCAUUACAGCAUUGCUUUCAGGCAGCCACCCAGUCCACGGAGCAUGUGCAGGACUGUCAGCUGCAGUGGAGGGAGAGAGAGAGGCAGUUUCAGGCCACUGUGGCAGAGAUGAACCAGCAGACAGAAGCAGAAGCGCACAGAAGUGCUGAGGGAUGCUCGUACCUCCACCUGCUGCUGCCGGUGCCCGUGUUUCUCAUCCUGACAGGAGAUGAUGAGCAGCAGCGAGACAGGCAGGGCGGGUGGCAGGAGGAGCUGGCAGCUGGGCUGGAGAGGAUCAGUGUGGCUAUAGACAGGCUGCAGCAGGAGCGGGACAGAUGGAUGGUGCAACACAGCAUGGAGCGUCCCCUACGGCUGAAGGAACAGUGGGAGCAGCUGAACAGCAGGCUGGUGGAGCUGGAAGUGGCCCUCACUGCGCAGCACUGUGUCCGUGAGCAUAACCAGCUCCGCAUGGACACAGCAAAGGCUGUCUUGUCAGGUUCCUUCUGGUACAAAGACUUUGGGCUGCCCUACAUCCGAGGCCCCUCAGAGACACAGGGGACAGAGGCCGUUGUCCAGCACAGAGUCCUUCCCCUUCUACAGCGGCUUCUCUACUUGCUGGAGGAACAGAAGCUGGGAAACAAGGAGAGCCCAGGUACUUCUACCCAUUCUCUGAAGGCAGUGGACAAGUCAAAGUUUUUAGACCCCUGGGCCAAUCAGCUCUACUCACAAGACAGCCAGAAAAAAGCCCCGCAAACUGUUCUCCAAGGAAAAGUGCAGGACUGGGAGGAGCUGUUGCCACUAUCUCCACUCUUCCAGCAGCUGAGGAACCUGGAGGAGCAGCUGAGGAGCUUGGCUGUGGAGAAGAGCAUCUUGGGAGGUUGCCGCAGCUCCCACAGAACAGGUGGAAGACGCCCCUUCAUCGAUCUGCUGGAUGCCCAGUGGGAGUGUGAGGGAGAGCUGGUCCCCCUGAGCCCGGACUGCCUGAACACGCGGGAGGUCCUGCUGUACCAGUACGGGGUGUCCCUGCUGCAGGCGCUGCACACCCGCGCUGAGGCGCCAGCUCUCACACUCCAGAUCUCAGCCAGCCUGCCCCCUAACAGUUACCAUGGCAACCCCUUCUGUAACUCUUUCUUCUACCAGGAGUCUGGCGGCACCCUUUUUGUUCGCCGUCAGCGGCUGCGAUCUGCAGGCAGUUUUUUGCUGCUGCUUCUCCACUGUGUGUCACACAUCAUCAUCGGGGACAUGGGCACAGACGACCACCAGUUCCAGCGGGUCUUCUUCAGGAUGCUGGAGUUCACACUCACAGAAGGCUUUGAGUCCAAAAUGGCAACCCGCACAGCUGACGGCCUACAGCAUACUGGGCAGGAAGACCUUCACCUUGAUCAGGGCAAAAUGUCUGAGUCAGGCCUGAGCUCCCUGCUGGUGAACAGGAUGCAGGGCUCAGCAUGCAGACCCCUCCCCGACAAUGAACACGUGCCAGAGCAGCUUGAGAAACACCGGAAGGCAUCUGAUUUGUGGCAUCUGGAGGGCCUGCUGAGGGAUGCCAGGUCGGAAGUCAGGAGAAGCUGCCGGAAGGCUCAACCCCACAGCCCACAGUGAGCGUGAGACCAUCAGAACCAGCGGCCCAGAAAGCAGCUCAGCGCAUGGCUCCAUUUUUCUAGAACAAGUCGCAUUUGUACUGUACCUGAUAUCGCAGAUCUGAGGGUACGGUGGUCAUGAGUCACCGAAGGUUCACACAGAAUAUAUAGCCCAUGACUGUCAUGUUUUUCAACUGUUACAUACUCUUUCCAUAUUAUAAAGGAAACUUGUUUUAUUUCAUUCAUAUUUUAAUUUAUAUGUAUUCACUAAACUUUUCAGUGCUUAUCAAGAAUUAAAAAUCUGUUGUUUUCGAAAUAAAUGGAAAAAUGGUAAAAAAAAAAUGCCGGGCACAAUGAGUGGUAUUGUACAUUCACUAAUUUAUUUUUUAUUUAUCUUUAGUUAUAUGCAGGGUUGAAGUACAGUACUCAAGUUUUUCACUUAGCCUUCUCAUGGAACUGAAAGCAUUUCCGUUUUAUACUUGGUCUUGAGUCGGUCUCAGACCACAGCAUCUCACAAGUCAUGAGACCAAGACUUUUUUUUCUGUUACCCACAGUGGAAAAAAAAAACAUUCUCAUUUCUCCUUCUCCUCUGCGGCACACAUUAAUAAAAUACAGUCAACAAAAUAAAAAUAAAAUGUAUCUAUUAUUCACCUUUAUUGUAUUAGCCAUACACUGAUUUAUUUUAUUUCAGAAAAGACGGUUACAGAGUGGAAUGCUACCUUGGAAAUCCCUUCAUAACACACAAGAUGCCGAUAUUCAGUUUGGCUGCGUAAAUCAUGAAAGUGAUUUUCUGACAUGCAUGCAUAUUCUGCUAUAGAGUAAGAUCUGAACUGCUCAGUCCAAUCGAUAUUGUUAAAACUGGAAUGAGUGUGGUCACCAUUAAGGUCUCACAUGAUUGGUUCUUCCCAGAAGUUCAUGCGAGUUAUGCAGAUGUAAAGUUAACGUCUGUUUUCGUACCGUUUUUAUGAUUACUUGAUUGGUUUCCCUUAUCAUUAUGUAAUCAGCGUUACAUGUAUCAGGUUCCACUUCAAGGAAAAACAUCAAUUGGCAUAAUCAUACAUACUACUAUAAUCAUUUCUUUCUUUGUUUUUCAUCCUGAUUGGUUUAAAGCGUUAUUGAAAAGGACAGUUCUGUUCUGUUCUGAAUUGCCACCAACACUGAAAAAUAAAAUACUGUGCUCCUUUCUGAAUCAAU